AGCCUUCGAGUGUGCGGGGCGGGCUCUCAGUGGUGCGGCCGGCGGGCGGGAGGCGAUGGCGGCCGUCCGGGGCCUGCGAGUGUCGGUGAAGGCUGAGGCCUCGGCGGGGCUGGCCUUGGGGCUCCCGUCGCCUGAGGCGGAGUCCGGUUUGGAGCGUGGCGAGCCGGAGCCCAUGGAGGUGGAGGAGGGCGAGCUGGAGAUGGUGCCGGUGCGGCGCUCGCUGAAAGAACUGAUCCCGGACACAAGCAGAAGAUAUGAAAACAAGGCUGGCAGUUUCAUCACCGGGAUUGAUGUCACCUCCAAGGAAGCAAUUGAAAAGAAAGAACAACGAGCUAAGCGCUUCCAUUUACGAUCAGAAGUAAAUCUUGCCCAAAGAAAUAUCGCCUUGGACCGAGACAUGAUGAAGAAAGCAAUCCCCAAAGUGAGACUGGAGACAAUCUACAUUUGCGGAGUAGAUGAGAUGAGUACCCAGGAUAUCUUUUCCUAUUUUAAAGAAUAUCCUCCGGCUCACAUUGAAUGGUUGGAUGAUACCUCCUGUAAUGUGGUUUGGCUGGAUGAAAUGACAGCCACACGAGCCCUUAUCAAUAUGAGCUCUCUGCCAGACCUGGAUAAGAUAAAAAGCAGGGAUGCCAAUGAGGACAAGUCAUCUGAGAAAAGCAAAAAAGACAAGCAGGAAGACAGUUCAGAUGAUGAGGCUGAAGAAGGAGAAGUUGAAGAUGAAAACUCAAGUGACGUAGAGUUGGAAACAUUAUCUCAGGUAGAAGAAGAGUCUCUGCUAAGAAACGAUCUUCGUCCAGCUAAUAAACUUGCUAAAGGAAAUAAGUUGUUCAUGAGAUUUGCUACAAAAGAUGACAAAAAAGAACUUGGAGCAGCCAGAAGAAGUCAGUAUUACAUGAAAUAUGGGAAUCCAAAUUACGGAGGCAUGAAAGGAAUUCUUAGUAAUUCUUGGAAGCGGAGAUAUCAUUCCCGUCGCAUUCAGCGGGAUGUGAUCAAGAAGAGAGCCAUGAUUGGGGAUGAUGUUGGCUUGACGUCCUAUAAACAUCGACAUUCCGGUAGUUGCCUGCUCAGCUCUUGGGAAAGACUAGUGAAUGUUCCUGAGGAGCCCAUUGAAGAGGAGGAGGAGGAGGAGGAGGAGGAGGACCAGGACAUGGAUGCCGACGACAGGGUGGUAGUGGAGUACCAUGAGGAGCUCCCGGCUCUCAAGCAGACCCGGGAGCGGAGCUCAUCCAGGAGGUCCAGUGCCAGCAGCUCAGACUCCGAUGAAAUGGACUAUGAUCUAGAACUGAAAAUGAUUUCCACUCCUUCACCAAAGAAAAGCAUGAAAAUGACUAUGUACGCCGAUGAAGUGGAAUCUCAGUUGAAAAAUAUUAGGAACUCCAUGAGGUCAGAUACUACAUCAGCAAGCAAUAUCAAACACCGAAUCGGUAACAAAUUGCCACCUGAGAAAUUUGCGGACGUCCGACAUUUAUUAGAUGAAAAACGUCAGCACACACGCCCACGGCCAUCAGGCAGCAGCACUAAAUCAGAUAUUCGCCAGCGGUUGGGAAAAAGGCCACAUUCUCCAGAAAAGGCUUGUAGCCCCGUUGUCCGGAGAGAACCCUUUUCCGAUGUCCACAGUCGGCUCGGUGUUCCCAGGCAGGACAUUAAAGGCCUGUAUUCGGACACCCGGGAGAAGAAGUCAGGUAGCUUAUGGACUCGCUUAGGAUCUGCAUCCAAGACCAAAGAAAAGAACACGAAGAAAGUGGAUCAUAGGGCUCCUGGCACUGAGGAGGAUGACUCCGAGCUGCAGAGGGCAUGGGGGGCUCUGAUUAAGGAGAAAGAACAGUCUCGCCAAAAGAAGAGCCGUUCAUCCAAAGAGCAGAGAACUGAACUUCUCACUAUUGCCUUGGCCCUGACAGCUGUUACCAGCACCCUUUUCCCAAGAAAAGUCAAUUCCCAGGUGCUUAUUGGACAGCCUUCGAGGGGGAAGAUGAGGGAAGCGGCCAGCUCACUCUUCCAGGACCCUAGUGUGGGGCCGAAUCUCACGGACCUGACCUCAGAGGCGCCAGUGCUGCCCAGGUAGAUCCCAGACACAGCGCCGGCCGUGCUUCCGCUCCUCCCGGGGAUGCCUGUUGGGGACCUCUUGUUAGCAAUCGGCUUGCCGUGAAGAUCAAGUUCAGUACUGGGCGAUUUUUAGGAACAAAAACUGUGACUUCUGGAUUUGGGAUGGAUUUUUUUGUGCUAGGGGUGGGGUCAUGGGGUCAAGUUGAACAAUUUCUAAGUCUGUAUUAUGUUUAAAAAAUAUUAAUGAUUUAAGGUUUAAAUUUUUAAUUUUUAUAUGUGAAAAUACUUCCUGUUGGCUAUCAGGGAAGCUCAAGUGGUGUCUAAUGUGCUGUUAAAUAUAUAUUAUAUACUUUGGAAGAAG
This is a messenger RNA of Pipistrellus kuhlii (Kuhl's pipistrelle), 2404 nucleotides long. RefSeq names its product nuclear cap binding subunit 3 (gene NCBP3). The record is from RefSeq and is a predicted model, not a curated record. Gene Ontology annotation, molecular function: RNA 7-methylguanosine cap binding; mRNA binding. Gene Ontology annotation, cellular component: cytosol; nucleus. NCBI's taxonomy places the organism in Eukaryota, Metazoa, Chordata, Mammalia, Chiroptera, Vespertilionidae. The transcript is spliced from 15 exons. The coding region runs from base 56 to 2062 and encodes 668 amino acids.